Etheostoma cragini (Arkansas darter) is the source of this 2807-nucleotide messenger RNA. It is a transcript of the gene gk5, whose product is annotated as glycerol kinase 5. The record is from RefSeq and is a predicted model, not a curated record. Gene Ontology annotation, molecular function: glycerol kinase activity. Gene Ontology annotation, biological process: glycerol metabolic process; glycerol-3-phosphate biosynthetic process; triglyceride metabolic process. NCBI's taxonomy places the organism in Eukaryota, Metazoa, Chordata, Actinopteri, Perciformes, Percidae. Gene Ontology annotation, cellular component: mitochondrion. Bases 761 to 2350 code for a protein of 529 amino acids. The transcript is spliced from 16 exons.
GUAUGUAAAAACUAAAACAGCGGUUCACAUGAGUGAAACAAGCUUCGGUACACCCGUCCAUCUCUAUACUGCUAUCAACACAUGUUGGGUAAAUUUGGGUAGCGGACACUGAAUAAUAGUGAGAGGCGGAAAAGCAUGUUAGGGAGUGUUUUUCGGAGCAACUGUUCAAAUUUCGUCUUUUGACGGCUAACGUUAGCUAGCAUCACCGGACUCGUGAAUUGGUCAACUCGUGCUUCAGCUAAAUGCUGUGUUUAAAAUCUCCACCCAUGAACUGACUUGAAUUUCACUACGAUACGCCAUGUGUUUCGACUAAAGUACAACAACAAUGUGUUGACUAGCAGAACUGAACCUCGUUAACCUUUUGUACACACACAGUGUGUAUUAUUGAUUUACUUCGACUAGACGGUAGCAAAGUGUUGACUUGACCCAAAGUUUAACCUGCGUGAUUUCCUACUUGCAUAAUAUUCAACGAACAGUGUUAAUGGCAGCUUAACAUCUAAGAUUUUAAUUUCCAACACCUGCUUGUUUCGAAUUGUGCACGUAAAGCCAUUCGAACUUGAUUCAAACAAACAGGUAGAACUGGAUUUAGAAGAAUCCGCGGUGCGAAGGUCGAGUUACACCCCUAAUCCAACAACUCACCCGGUUCAGAUAAGGUUUCAGGGGGACAGGUUAUAUACUCAUGCUGCAUACAAGACCAAUGUAAGCAGACCAUGGAAGACCUGGGACAGAUCUGAGGAAGAGUAGGACAAACGUUACUACAAUGGGGUGUCAGCGGAACGGUUUCAAGAAGGAAAGCUUCAUUUUGUCGGUGGACGUCGGGACAACAUCAAUCCGAUGUCACGUUUACGACAAGGAGGCGAAAAUCCAAGGAAGAUGCACUACUAAGGUUGUCCCCUUGUAUCCAGAGGUAGGCUAUGUGGAGAUGGACCCAGAUGCGAUAUGGAAAGGGUUUGUCGCUGUGGUUAAAGGAGCUGUGCACGAUGCAGGAGUCCAAAUGCGUCAGAUAGACGCCCUGGGCAUCUCCACUCAACGGGGCACCUUCACAACAUGGGACAGGAGAACUGGGGUUCCUUUCCAUAACUUCAUCAGCUGGCAGGAUCAGAGGGCUGCAGAUCUGGUGAAAUCCUGGAACAGUUCUUGCACAAUAAAAGCAAUCAAAGGCGUGAUGAAGAUGCUCUACUUUGUGACCAGGCAGAAGCGCAUGCUUGCAGCAAGUCUUAUUACUUUCUCCACUCAACACGUCACCUUCCGCCUCGUCUGGGCCCUAACACACUUCAAGCAGGUUUGUCAAGCAGUAGCUGAAGGCAACUGCUGCUUUGGAACAAUAGACACCUGGCUCCUGUUUAAACUCACCAAAGGUCAGGUGCAUGCCACAGACUACUCAAAUGCCAGUUCAACAGGGAUUUUUGACUCCUAUCAGAUGUGCUGGAGUGAGCUGCUCAGCUCUCUUGUUUCUCUGCCUCUCUCUAUUUUUCCCAAAGUAGAAAACACAGGCCAGGACUUUGGUUCCACAGACCCAUCCAUCUUUGGAGUGUCCAUUCCUAUCAUGUCAGUGAUAGCGGACCAGCAGGCAGCCGUGUUUGGAGAGUGCUGCUUUGACGUUGGGGAUGUCAAAAUCACCAUGGGAACAGGCACCUUCAUGGACAUCAACACCGGAAGCAAACCACAUACCUCCGUAGCAGGUCUGUAUCCUCUUGUGGGUUGGAAGAUCGGCUCAGAGGUGGUGUAUCUGGCGGAGGGCAACUCAGCAGACACAGGCACUGCCAUCAAAUGGGCACAGGAGCUGGAGCUCUUCUCUGACGUCCGGGACACCAGCAGCAUGGCCUGCAGUGUCAGCGACUCAGAUGGAGUGUGUUUCGUUCCUUCCUUCAGUGGUCUGCAGGUUCCUCUGAAUGAUCCCAAAGCUUGCGCCUCUCUCAUGGGCCUCAAACCUUCUACCACUAAAAGCCAUCUGGUCCGGGCCAUUCUGGAGUCUGUCGCCUUCAGAAACAAGCAGCUAUACGAGACAAUGCUGAGAGAAACUAACAUUCCCAUCACAAAGAUCAGGGUGGAUGGCGGUGUUUCCUCCAACGACUUUGUCAUGCAGCUGACUGCAGACCUGUUUGGCAGAAAGGUAGCCAGACCCCAAAACUGCGAAAUGUCGUGUUUAGGGGCUGCUUUCGUUGCUGGACUUGGAGUGGGCUUCUGGAAGACCAAGGAAGAGCUGAAGAAGCUGCAGAGCACCGACAAGGCCUUCUUGCCCAAAGGAACUCCAAAAAACGGUACUAUCAGCCCCAGUCAGGAAUACAUCCAUGUCCUCCAGUGCUGGGAGAGAGCUAUCCAACGCUCCAUGAAUUGGUACAAGCCUUGAUAUGGGAUGCACACACAGGGUGAUCAAGGGCUAGACUGAGAGACAUAAAAGCAAAGACGGGAAAGCAGACGGUUGUUUUUAAGAAAAUAAUGUAAGUAGGACUGUACCGAAUAGUUCGAAGCGUCAUUUAUAACGUUGACAUUCUAAUUCUAAAUCAACAUUUGAAUGCAGCGCAGCAUUCAAAUGUUGUGCAUGUCCAUGAAUUCUGUUUAAACCUGGUAUUUUUCCACAGUUGCGGAUACAAAUUAAUCCCCUUUAAUAUUAUCAUUAUUAAACUAUUUGUAGAAUUGGUUUCCUGUGGUGUCUGCGUAGGAUUGUCUCCAACUUGUGUGAACGAGCGUGUUUCUGUUGUAGCAUAAUUCUGCCCUUUUUAUGCCCUUAUUGGAUUAACCUGCUGCCUACAUGAAGGUACCUUGACAAAACCAACGAGCUGUAUUCAUUAGAGAGUUGAUUUAAU